AUGCUGAACAUCUUCCGCUCCAUCCCCACGCAGAUGGACUACAAGGGCCAAAAAUUAGCAGAACAGAUUUUUCAAGGAAUCAUUCUUGUCUCUGCAAUAAUUGGUUUCAUCUAUGGAUACAUCACUGAACAGUUUGGAUGGACUGUCUACAUAGUUAUGGCUGGAUUUGCUUUAUCGUGUUUGCUAACACUCCCUCCGUGGCCUAUGUACCGCCGCAAUCCUCUGAAGUGGCUACCUGUCCAGGAGUCGGGAACAGAAGAAAAGAAGCCAGCAGACAGAAAGCCAAAGAGACAUGCUAAAAGCUAA
Nipponia nippon (crested ibis) is the source of this 306-nucleotide messenger RNA. It is a transcript of the gene SPCS1, whose product is annotated as signal peptidase complex subunit 1. The record is from RefSeq and is a predicted model, not a curated record. Gene Ontology annotation, cellular component: membrane; signal peptidase complex. NCBI's taxonomy places the organism in Eukaryota, Metazoa, Chordata, Aves, Pelecaniformes, Threskiornithidae. Gene Ontology annotation, biological process: protein targeting to ER.